Colius striatus (speckled mousebird) is the source of this 1371-nucleotide messenger RNA. It is a transcript of the gene PARL, whose product is annotated as presenilin associated rhomboid like. The transcript is spliced from 10 exons. Gene Ontology annotation, molecular function: serine-type endopeptidase activity. The record is from RefSeq and is a predicted model, not a curated record. NCBI's taxonomy places the organism in Eukaryota, Metazoa, Chordata, Aves, Coliiformes, Coliidae. Gene Ontology annotation, cellular component: membrane. The coding region runs from base 33 to 1100 and encodes 355 amino acids.
CGGAAGCGCUCGGCUCGCGGGAGGCGCCCAACAUGGCGUGGCGGUGCUGGGCCCGCGCCUGGGGCCCGCGGCCGCACAGGCUGACGGUGCUGCUGGAGCAGCGACAAGGCUUCCGCCGGGCGCGGCCGCGGCCCGAGGAGCCGCCCGCUGCCGCCGCCGAGGCGCGGCCCGGCCCGGCCGCCGCCCGCCGCAGCCUCUGCCCGCCGCCGCCGCACGCCCGCGCCGGCCGCCCCUCGCCGCGCCGCCUCGUCAGGCCGCUGCUGUUCGCCGUGGGGUUCACAGGCUCUGCCUUCGGCUCCGCCGCCAUCUGGCAGUAUGAGUCGCUCAAGUCGCGGGUCCAGACCUACUUCGAGGAAGCCCGGGCAGACUGGCUGGAUAAAAUCCGGCCCCAGAAGAGGGGGGAUUUCCGAAAGCAGGUUAACAGCUGGUGGAGUAACCUGAGCGAGGGCCAGCGGACUGUGACAGGCAUUAUAGCUGCAAAUGUCUUCGUGUUCUGUUUAUGGAGGCUGCCUGGCAUGCGACGCAUUAUGUUUACAUAUUUCACCUCAGAUCCAUCCUCCAAGGCCCUGUGUUCUCCCAUGCUGCUCUCUACAUUUAGUCACUUCUCUCUAUUCCACAUGGCAGCAAAUAUGUAUGUUUUAUGGAGUUUUUCCAGCAGCAUUGUCUCUCUCCUGGGAUGUGAACAGUUCAUGGCAGUGUAUCUUUCUGCUGGGGUUAUCUCCACUUUUGUCAGUUAUGUUGCUAAAAUGGUCACUGGAAGGUUUGAACCAUCCCUUGGAGCUUCAGGAGCUAUCAUGACUGUCCUUGCAGCUGUGUGUACAAAGAUGCCAGAAGCAAAACUAGCCAUCAUAUUUCUUCCAAUGUUCACAUUUACAGCAGGAAAUGCUUUAAAAGCCAUAAUUGCAUUUGACACUGCAGGGCUUGCUCUGGGCUGGAGACUUUUUGACCACGCUGCACAUCUUGGGGGAGCUCUCUUUGGAAUGUGGUAUGUGACUUAUGGCCAUGAGCUCAUAUGGAAGAACAGAGAACCACUGGUGAAAGCUUGGCAUGAAAUGAGGACAAAGAACUCAGGAAAGGGAGGAGGUGGAAGAUUUAACUGAUUCUAAUCCUAGAGGUUCCUAGAGCUGGUGUAUUACUUGAAGACACGGGAUUGAAUUGGUGUUGAAGGCUUUUUGCUGCUCCACAAGAAGCCUCUAAAGGAGCUGAAGUUUCUCAUGGAAACUACAGUUACAAAAAUGCAUAUCCAUAGAAAAUGGACUCUGACAAAGGUGGAACAAUAAAGGUUUUUAUCCUGUUGCUUUCUGAGGUAACAGUCUGCAUUACAUUUUAUAAAGGAGGAAUAAUAAAAGCAUUCCAAUGAAACGACCCAAA